Molecule: messenger RNA, 4099 nt
Organism: Cryptotermes secundus
Lineage: Eukaryota; Metazoa; Arthropoda; Insecta; Blattodea; Kalotermitidae
Exons: 7
Coding region: 222-1040 (272 amino acids)
Source: RefSeq, a predicted model, not a curated record
UAGUCGCUUCAGAUCCUUCAGAUGAUAAGAUGAUCAGACGGUUAGGAAUGACAUUACAAACACGUGCGUCAUUGUGGCCGCAGAUUUUGCUUAUAUAAGAGAUGCUGCAAUGAAUAAGCAGUAUAUUGCUGUUGGUCGUAGAGGCAGGCAGGAGCAACGUUGAGUAAAUCACUCUGCGACCCAGAGAUACCGGUGUACGAGUAAACAAUACAUGUAAGAGCAUGUCAUCUGGGGGAUGGUGUGGGCGAGGUGACCGACCACGCGUAUUUGUCAAAUGUCCACCUGUUAUCUGCUAUGACUCUCCACCAGCUGCCAAAGUCAGCUGUAUUCACUAUGAUGAUCUCCGCCUAAAAGCCUUGAUGGGAAAAAGAAUUCAGGAACUUACUGUGCCCAAGAAAUCUGCAGCAACAUGGGAAAUGAAAGAAGGGGAUCUUUGCAGGAUAACUGUCACUGAAGGUUCACAGGUUGGAGAUGUUAAUUUUUGGAAUCUGAAAAAUAAACAAGAGAGGUUUUACUCUGGGAAAACGAGACAGCUUCAUGCAACUCACCUGACAGUGUAUGAUCGACUAUGGAGUAACUUGCCCUACCUCAGACCCAUGGCAACAAUAGUUGCAGAUUCCUUAAAGAAUUAUGGGAUAGAUGAAGAUGGAGCUAGUGUUCAUGAUGUUAUUGGAACUCGAUGUGAUGAUUAUACAUAUAAACUCAUCACUGGCAAGGAGAGAUCUGGCUCAUGUCACACAUACCUUACUGAAGCAGUGAAGAAACAUGGCCUCACUGAGCAGGAUGUUCAUGAUGUGUGGAACAUAUUCAUGUGUACUGGCUUUACCAAGGAUACACACCAAUACUUUACAAAAGCAAGCCCUGCAAGAAAGGGGGACUACAUUGAGUUCAUAGCAGAUAUGGAUUUGCUGGUGGCAAUGUCCACUUGUCCACAGGGAGAUGUUUCAACACCAGUAGGAAAACCAGUUCCAGAUGAAAACUGUCAUCCACUUGGAGUAGAAGUAUUCCGAGAAAUAGACCCAAAUGAAAAACAGCUUUAAUUAUACACUGGUAUGAGCAUUUCUACAGAAGAAUGGAUCAAAAGGUGAAGAGAAAUGGGAAGUUUUGAAAUGUAUAUUACUGAAGAAAUUUUGCUAAAUGUGGUACUUAUUAACUAACUUAAUCUGGAGCAGUGUCCCACGUGAGAAGCAAAUAAUUGCUUAGCUACUCCACAAAUUGCAUCUUAUGUGGAACUCUUAUAUUUGUUAGAGUUCACAAGAGCACACCACCCAUCCCUGUCCUGAACCAAGUGAGUCCACACCCUCACACCCUAUUUUAAAAUCUUCCCAUCUAUGCCUAGACUUUUCUUUUUUGGUUUUCUGAUGAAAAUUCUAUAUAUAUUUCUCUUAUGCAUGCUACAUGCCCUCUCAAUCUCACCCUCCUCAACUUGACAAUCCUAAUAACAUUUGAUGGAGUACAAAUUAUGAGGUUCUUUACUGUGUAAGAUUCUCCGACUUUGUCACUUACUUGCUAUUAGGGUUGGACAUCAUCCUAAUUAACCUGUUCUCAGGCUACAGACCAAGUGUCACACACAUGCAAAAUAAGAAUAAUCAUACAAAUAUUACGUUUCUGGACAUUAUUCAUUGUUCUAAUUUUAUUUAAAACACAAUGUUUCAGAGACUGGAAUCUGUCUCUGUCAACAGGUAAAACCUGCUCACCUGGGUCCAAUUGAUAGAGCUAGUCCAUCUCCAGACACCUACACCAACACGAGACAGGGAAUACAAACCAAGCACAGCACAAACCAUCUGCAAGAGUUAAGAGAAAACAUUAAAAAAACUCCACACAUGAGGCCUAGCACUCGAGUACUAUUAGAAUAAGUCAUCAAUGGAGAUCUGUAUGGUGCCAACAUAAAAAACACAAAUUUUACCACGUAAUCCACACUGGACAGAGUUGCAGUUUUUUUACUUCUGCUGUGAUAAUGAUUCAGACGGGAGAGAUGUCCAAGCUGGGUUGACUGAUCAGAUGGCCCAUCAGAGACACGUGGACAGAAUCUUUAUACACGUAUUUCCUGUAUGGGGUGUUUGGUUAAAACUGACCUUUGCUUCUUUCAAACAUGUUUUGUGGCCUUCUUCAUAUGCAGACUGGGCCAAUUUUGAUUUCUCAAGCACACCUUCUGUCAGGUUAUAUUUGUGCUCCUUUCUAAAGGUCUGCUUGUUUUUCCAGUGUAACAGGAUAGUGUUUUAAAUAAAAACAGUAUGAUGAAUAAUGUCCAGAAAUAUAUUUGUAUUGAUGUACAAUCAUCACAGAAUUGUAGAAGUAAAAUUUUAGCUUACUUAACCAAAAUAACAUAUAUUUAUCAUACAUACUCUCAUUAUAUUCAUAUUUAUGGUUUCUAACUGUAUAAAUAGGUUCAAGAACUGUGAUUUUAAAUGAACAUUAACUGAAGAGCGAGCAGCUGUCUUUUUAACUGCAGCAUUUACAUCGGUCAUGAAGUUUUGAAAUGCACUUUUCUUAAAAAUAUUAAUACUGCGAGUAUAUCUUGGGCCUAAAGUCAAAUCCAUAUAGCGUGCACACCCAUGCAUGCAGUGGAUGCACACACUGCACAUGCUCUCAGAUACUGCUAGAACACAUUAGUCUUUAAAAAUGUGUUAACAGAGACUUCUAUAAGUCUAGCUUCCACCUGACUCAUCAGUCAGGGAAAUUCUUCUUCCUCACUUUUGAUAAUAUAUUGGAUACUCAGCAUUUGUUUUAAUCUGUGGUUUCAAAAGAAUGGGACAUUACUACAUAAAACUGUUGUUAUGGAGCAAGUUGGCUCAUGUAGUAAUGCUUUUGUCUGGUUUGAAUCUUAGAUGGGACACUUGAGUAUCAUGACUGAGGUCUGUUAUGGUUUUCCCCAGUCUCCGCAGGAAAAUGCUGGAAUAGUACCUGAAAUUAAGCCACAACCAUUGCUUUUCACAUCCUUUACAAUUCACUGUUCAUUAAAUCAUCCUUCCAUUUGCAGUUACAUAGCUACUAAUGGUACCAUUAAAUAAGCCACAAAUAUAAUGAAAUAAAACCAUUAAGUAUGCCUCAACACUUUGUGUCUGAUGUAGUCAACAUUUGUAACUUACAUUUCAAAAUUUCAUUAAUCCACUUAGUGCCACAGGCUGUGUACAACUUUCCCAUUUGUUUCUUAAAACUUAACAGAUGAGUCAACUAUGAUGAAGACAAGACAGAGAAUAGAAACUGACAAAAAUCAAAUAUUUCAUAUGAUUUGGCCAUGUGGUUUAUAUAUGAACAAUAAGGUAACACAAAACCAACCCGCAAGCAUCAUAUGUCAAGUCUAGCAAAGUCUGGCUCACAAACUCAAAUCAAUUCUUUGGCAGAGAGGGUUAAUGAUUCACUGAAUCAUAGUAGAAUAUGGCUUUAUGUAUCAUAUAUGUGUAUUGCUUUUCUAAAUAAAAUUAAAUGUUGUUUUCUUGAAAAGUAGAAAGGUGCAUAGUUAGUCAAGAAAUUGCUUUGUUUUCAUGGAACUUGAAGGUUCACUUAAAUGUUCACAAAAAUCAAAACAGGUCCCUAACCUUAGUUUCUCUGUGAAAGCCAUUUUGAUUUGUUACCGUUUUUUCCAAACACCCGAACUUCGCUGCACUUUCAAAGUAUUUAUUAUUUUGUUGCACUCUGGUGACAAGACAUACUGAUGUGUUAUGUUUUAUGCUUUUUAUGAUAGGCUUGCAGACGUGAUAAAAGUAUAUUUAUGUAACUUGUGAUUUGGUAAAAGUGCCAGGGAUCCAUUUAAUUUGUGAAUGAAUGUGUAGGAGCAUAAUCCAAAGGCUCGCUAGACAUAAAUUCACUGAUUGUUACAAGAUAUAUUCAGAUUCAAGACUAUGCUCAUUCAAUCAAGCACAUCAAAUAUUGUGUUACGCUUUCUACAUUCACUGCAGAUAACUCCGUCUUUUGUCCUGCAACUUCACAGACAACGAUCUCCAAUAUUAUGGACAGCAGUGUUUAAAAAGAAACUAAUAGCCCUAUGUAACAUAUUUUGAGCAUUUAGGAGCUGGGUUGGACUGAAUCAACUGCAGCAUACGUGUCAUCAAGGAGAAUAUUUUGAGGAAGGCAGAGUACCACUGGAUAGCACUAAUGA